Amaranthus tricolor (Joseph's coat) is the source of this 1092-nucleotide messenger RNA. RefSeq lists its product as uncharacterized. Lineage: Eukaryota; Viridiplantae; Streptophyta; Magnoliopsida; Caryophyllales; Amaranthaceae. The record is from RefSeq and is a predicted model, not a curated record. The coding region runs from base 1 to 1092 and encodes 363 amino acids. The transcript has 4 exons.
AUGUAUAUGAAUAAUAAUAGCAACAAUAAUAAUGUAAUGAGAGUUCCGGACACUAGCUGCUGUCUCGGUAUUGGUGCCGGCUCGGAAAACAAGAUGCCUCCAAUUUCUCGGAAGAGACUGUCUAGAAAUGGUGCUAACCGAACGCUAAGAAAUCUGGUGAAAGCGUUAUCAAAUGCAAGCGCACCCCGAGAGAAGUCUGUGUCGGAAUUAGCCUCUGAAAUGAGCAAACGGAUUAGCCAGAGCAAACCCUCGACUUUCGAUGGUAAGGGUGAACCGUCAGAACAGGAACUUUGGUUAAGAGAAUUUGACAAACUUUUCGAUGUAGUAGAAUGCCCACAAGAACUGAAAGUCAAUCAAGCUGCCUUCUAUUUGGUUGGAGAAGCCGACUACUGGUGGGCAAACAGUAGAUCGGGGUUGUUAGAGCAGGCUGAGGGGGAUUUUGGUUGGGAUUUGUUCAAAAGGGCUAUGCGAGAGAAAUUUUAUCCGCUGCAUGUAAGGAAAGAUAAAUCGAACGAGUUUGCGCGAUUAGAGAUAGGUAGUAUGACUGUUGAUGAAUAUUACCACAAAUUUAUGGAGUACCUCAAGUAUUGUCCUGAUGACAUGUAUAAGAGAGCGUCACAAAUAGGGAAUAUAUUGAGGAAGGAGAAGGAAAAGGAGAAGGGUAAUAUCUCUGAGAAGAGGAAAGAAGUUUCUGGCCAGGCAUUGGAGAACAUGUCGGGCUUUUAUCAGAAGAAAGCAAGAAAUUUCGGAAAUUUUCAAGGAGGCGGGUCUAAUUCGAAUUCAGGGAUUAGGAAGGACGCGAAGCCUGCAAGGCCAUUACUGGACCGAGACGGCAAUAAAAGGAAGUUUUUCUGUAGAAGGUGCAAGAGAAAUCAUCCGGGAAAAGAUUGUGAAGGGAAUUUGAUCGAAUGUAACUUUUGCCACAAAAGGGGGCAUAGAGAGUUUGAGUGCUACAUAAAGAAAGGGGGUAGAAGCCAACAUCCGAGUGGACAACACCGGCAACAAAAUUUAAACAACGCCGAUAGUCAAGCCAGCCAACAGUACGGGAAUGGAAAUCGUGAUAUAAUCUCACCGGAAGAACAUUUUGUUUGA